GGGCGCAGCGGGGCUCACGCGGUCACAAAAGAACGAGUCAUGGCUGAAGCGGACGUUCCAAACGAGGCCGUGCUGGUGGAGCGUGUUUUUCUUCGCUUUGUGACGGCCGAGAGUGACGAGCAGUUUGAGUCUGUGCUUUCCAAGUUUCUGCUUCCUGUCUUGGGCAAACUGAGCAGCCCCCAUGAGAGCAUUCGCAAGAAGGUGAUGGAGCUGCUGGUGCAUGUGAACAAGCGACUCAAAUCGCGGCCACAGGUGCAGCUGCCGGUGGAGGCCCUGCUUACUCAUUAUGCAGCCUCUGCUGGCGGCCAGCAGCAGUCUUCAUUUUUUGUCAACUUCGCUCUCGUGUACCUGCGCAUGGGAUUUCCCCGUUUGCCCUCAUGCCAGCAAGUGGAACUGCUGCCCCGACUCAUGGAGUGCCUGACUCUCAACAAGCAGCACCAAGAUGAGAUACUGAAUCUGGCCCUGGGUGCCAUCCCGCACGUGGUUGCUGCCCACCAAGCAGUGGGCGGCAAGGGGCCGGCCCUUCCCGUUCCCUUAGGACAGAGCGAGGCCUGGGCCCUGCUGCGCGACCGACUGCUGGAUUUGCUGUUGCUUCCCUAUGGCAGCCCGGUGGACGGGGGGAAGAGUGCGCCCCCCGGGCUCAGCAUGACUGCUGUCUCCUGCCUGCAGGGGUGCAGCCCCGAAGAGCUGGAGCAGCGCAAAAUGGCCGUCGUACAGCUCCUGGCUGAUGGGGGACUCUACCCCGAGCACUCUGUCGUCCUCCACCUCCUGGUGGCUGCUGCCGAUACGCGACACAGUGUUGCUGGCGCAGCUGAACUCAAGAUGAAGACACUGGCAACUGCCCUUGACUGGAACGAUGAAACCUUUGUCAACGGCCUCUAUAAUCUUUACCUUGGAAGUUGUGUUCCAGUGGCCUCGUCAACCGUUAGUGAGCAGAGCCGCACGCCAGCCGACACCCGACUCCGUCUCAAAAUCUUGCCGUGCCUGACCAAGUCAAGCCGAGCUGCAUCUAUGCUGCCCCUUGCACUGAUGGUCACUUUCGACACGCUUAACAGCCCGGGCAAUGCCAAGCUGAAGGGCAUGGCACUGGAAUUCAUCCAAGCUGUGUGCAACAACAACCCUGAAGACAAGCUGAGCAUGGUGGGAGGCCAGCUGAUGGCAACUCUGCUGCAGUUAGCAUUGCCUUCCCAGGAUAUGGACAUGCGUCUCCGAGUGCUGGCCUGUUCUGCCCUUGGCCACUUAAGCCGCAAGUUGCCCCGCUUGGUGGCCAAUGACCUGAGCCUGGUUCAGACGCUGUUCAAUGGGCUGGCCAAGGAGGAAAGCAGCGAGGGUCGCCUGGCCCUGCAGGAGGCUCUGGUGGCCGUGGGUCCAGCGUACGCCGCCUGGGCCGACAACGACACUCGGCAGAUGCUGCUGGCCCUGGUGUCGACGCAUGGGUCCGCUUCAAGCGCCAAUUGCCGACAUGCGGCCCUGCGCUAUGCGGCCACUGUUUACGCAGCCGACUAUGCACCAGCUCGUUACCUGCUGCUCAUGGCUGCCGGUGACAGCCAAGAGGAGAUCCGGCGGGAGGCACUCAAGGCACUGUACCCUGCAGCCGAAGCCAGCACGCAGUUCCCACCGUUUACCGACAUGUUGCAGCUCGUCCUUAGCAAGGCAGGGGCCACAGCAUCAGCUGGCCUUCCCCACGUUUCAAGCCUUCCCUGGAGCCAAUUGCAGUAUUCACAGGUGCUGCGAUACCUGCGUCGGUGCCUGCAUGCAAGUGCUGGAGUGACUGGGGCGCCCGACGAGCGGUCACUUCGGGAUUCCACGGGGGCACCUCGCGUCUGCCGCUACCUGCACUCGCUGGCCGCUCAAGGGGACAAGAAGCCGGAGCUGUACGCGCAGCUUCUGGUGCGAUUCCUGCCCCUGGCUACGGAUGAAGGCCCCCUGGUUUCCCUGGUAGAGCUGGUUGCAUCGGCUGCGCCUGACCAGUCCUUCAGCCUUCUGGAAGCAGGGACAGGGGUCCUCAAGGGGCUGCUAUUGUCCGGCAGGGAAGCAGUGCGCGAGUGUGCUGCUCAACUGGUGGGCCUGCUGAUGGCCUCGCACCCUCCAGACACCUUUCGUGGAGACCUGCAGGCACUCUGCACAGACAUCCGAAGAAAAACAGAGGGUGGUUCGUUGGAGGGGAGGCAGUCGUCCCUCCUGGUGCUCGCGCAUGCCCUCUGCCGCCGCCACCAAGCAGGCCUGGGCCUCGAGGGAGUCGCCGAGGCCAUCACCCUACUAGCUGACACCUUUUUGCAAGCCCAGCAGAGCUGCUCUUGGCCACUGGUGCUGCCCUCAUGUGUGGCCCUGGGACAGCUUGGCGCAGCCCUGGCACUGCCAUUGCCCCCUGGCCAAGUGGAAGGUGGGCCACCAGCGACGCAAGGAGCACUGGUGUACGCACUGACCUCCCUGCUACACAAUGCGAAGGCACCUUCCAAGUGCCGGGAAGAGGCGGCUCGCACCCUGGGCCUGCUCUGCCUGGGACAGCCGGACUUCCCACACGUGCACCAGGUGCUCACUGGGCUGCUCAAGUGUGGCCUGGUCGAGAGUGCUGACGUGGAAGUACAUUUCACUGUGGGUGAGUCCUUGUGCUGUGCUGUGCUGGGCAAGACAUCGCCACUCUGCAGAGACCCUUGGACCACUGAAGAGGCAGAGUACAAGCCACCUGUCGGAGCAACAGCCAACCUGUGCGAGAUGGAGUGGCUAAUGUCACAGCUGCUAGACAAUUACCUGUGCCACCCGCGACCUGGUGCCCGCCAGGCGGCGUGCGUGUGGACCCUAAGCCUCUUGAAGCGCUGCAGUCAGCAAAGUCCCGUGCUAUUGCAACUCGAGCACGCCCAAGCGGCCCUGCUCAACUUGCUGGCCGACCGCAGCGAACUGACCCAAAGCUUGGCCUCCAAGUGCCUGAGCUUGCUGUACGAGCUGAGUGACCAGGCCAACCGUGAGCAGCUGGUGGCUCAGCUGCUGGACACGCUCACAUCUGGGCGCAAGUCCACUGUGGAAAUCACGGAGGACACCCGGCUCUUUGACGAAGGCACACUGGGGAGCACACCUACAGGAGGCAGCCUGACCACGUAUCGUGAGCUGUGUUCUGUGGCGACUGACCUGAACCAGCCAGACCUGAUGUACAAGUUCAUGCACCUGGCCAACCACCAUGCUCUUUGGAACUCCAAAAAGGGGGCAGCGUUUGGGUUUGGCAGCAUUGCCGAUAAAGCUGGCGAGCAGCUCAAGGAGCACCUGGGUGCCAUUGUGCCCAAGCUCUACCGUUACCGGUACGACCCAAACCCAAGUGUAAGGGCUUCAUUUGGCUCCAUCUGGGCUGCCCUUGUCAAGGAACCAGUGCGCACGGUUGAUCUGUACUUCAAGGAAAUCAUGGUGGAUGUCAUGCAGCACUUGACCAGCAAUGAGUGGCGUGUGCGGGAAUCCAGCUGCCUGGCCUUGUCUGAUCUGUUGAGUGGCCGCAACCUGGACAACGUGCUCGACCAUGUGCCUGAUCUCUGGGAGAGCCUGUUUCGUGUGCAGGACGACAUCAAGGAAUCUGUCCGUAAAGCAAGCGAGUCUUCCCUGAGAGCAUUGACUAAAGCUUGUGUGCGGACCUGUGAUGCUCAGGCAAAAGGCCGAGAGCAUGCUCUGGGAGUGAUAAUUCCCAGCGUUGCCAAGGGCCUGUCCAGCAGCGUGGCUGAAGCGCGGCAUACCAGCUUAGACACCCUGGUGCAGCUGAGCCGCAGUGCCGGGCCCGCCCUGAGGCCCCACUUGGCGCUGCUGUUUGGUGCCCUGCUCGAUGCCCUCAGUGAACUCGAGUCCCCGGUGCUGAACCAGCUGAGCGUGCGCGCCGAUGCUGAUGAACGGGACCGGCUGGAUGCAGCAAGAGUUGCCGCAUCUCGAACCUCGCCAGCCAUGGAAACCAUCAACUACUGUGUGCAGUUUGUGGAUGCUUCGGUGCUGCCGGAGCUGGUGCCCCGCCUGGUGGAGCAGAGCAAGUCUGCAGUCGGGUUGGGCACCAAGGCAGGGUGCUGCCACCUGGCCACCACCCUGGCCCAUCAGUGCCCCCUGGACCUGGAGCCAUUCACUGGCAAGCUGCUUCGAGCUUUCGUUCGUGGCCUGAGUGACCGAAAUGCCACCGUGCGGCGCUGCUGUGCCACCGCAGUGGGCCACUUGAGCAAGGUGGCCAAGGAGAGCGAUGUUGACCGGCUGUUCACCAAACUACAGAUGUGGUACAUGGAGGGGGAUGACGAAGUGGUGCAGUGGGCGUGUGCGUACACUAUGCAGGCUGUGGCGCGACACGCUCCCGAUCGACUCCGAGCACACGCAGCCAGUGCCCUGCCACUUGCCUUUUUUGCCAAGCACUCCACACCCCCAGAGGGCAAGACACGUGACGAGUCUCCAUCUGCAGUUUGGGAAGAGGUCUGGGUGGAAUUCACUACAGGGGAUGAGUCUGGUGUGCGCCUCUACCUGAAUGAGGUGCUGUCCUUGGUCAACCAGGCUCUGGCCAGUGCUGUGUGGUCGUUGCGACGUCAAGGGGCAGCUGCCUCCUGCUCGGUGGCGCGCACUCUUGGAGCUGCACUCGAGUGGCGCCUGGCUGAAACCCUUAUCCAGUCGCUGCUAGCUGCACUGCCAGGACGCACCUGGCAGGGCAAGGAGGCCCUCCUGAAAGCCUUGUCCAUUGUAUGCAGUAAUUGCAUUGCAGGACCUCAAGUGGAUGGCGGCCGCCCAUCGGCACAGCAGGCUCUGCUCAAUGAGGUCUCGGAGGCCUUCCUGCGAGAAUGUCGACGUGACAACCGUACAUACCGAGAGCAGGCAGUCUGCUACCUGGCUCAGCUGCUGCAAGCCCAGCGGCUGGAUCGGUUUGGGCCCCUGUUGGAUGUUCUCGAGGGUCCACUGCUCAAGUAUGCAGCCAGCCGAAGUGGGGAAGCUGCCGAGGACGACCAGGAGGCCUUUGACCUGGAGUUGCAGCUGCAGUUCCAGGAGGUGGCCUUCAAUGCCUUGGGUCAGGCUUGGCCACAACAGGCGCCCGACACCCAGGAGAAGUAUCGUGGCCGGCUGUGUGAUCUGCUGCUGAGCAACUUUUCGGGAGGCACAUGGAAGGUGCAGCUAGCCAUCAUCAAGGCACUGCACACAUUUGUGCUCAGGCUCUCAUGGCCAGUGCAGGCAUCUGAAGAGGUGGUGUCCAUGGUCAAUGGUAUUGUGCAAGUGGCGUGCGAGGCUUUGGAAAUGACAAAGUACUCCAGCCUUUGUCUUGAGGCCCUCAAGCUGCUCAAAACCUUUGUGGAGCGCAUACAAGACACUCAGACAUCCUGGAUCGUUGAGCCAUCUUUCAAGAAACUGCGGCACAUGAUAUCGACCGUAGCUACCCGAGACAACAUGGAGCUCAAGAACCUGGCCCAGGAAGUAGCCGACAUCUUGGCUACAUUUACGUGAUACACAUGAAAUAAAUAUUGUGCACCAUAC
Molecule: messenger RNA, 5469 nt
Organism: Rhipicephalus microplus (southern cattle tick)
Lineage: Eukaryota; Metazoa; Arthropoda; Arachnida; Ixodida; Ixodidae
Product: proteasome adapter and scaffold protein ECM29
Biological process (GO): proteasome assembly; ERAD pathway
Cellular component (GO): cytoplasm; nucleus
Molecular function (GO): molecular adaptor activity
Source: RefSeq, a predicted model, not a curated record